AAACAAAAAUUGAAAUAUAUUGGAAAUAAAAACCCUAGUGGUCUCUCUUCUCUCUCUCUCUGUCUUCUGCCUUACCGCUGCUCUGCUCCGGCUGCUCCACCUCGUCGUCCUCCUCCGUUCUUCCGCCGCCGAAGCAGCUGAGUUGUCGCCGACUGAGGGGGAAAAGAGAUGGGGGCUAAGGCUAAGAAACUCAUGCAGAAGGCGCUCAAGAAGGCCUCAUCAAAAAAUUCAUCCCUUUCCGUCACUAAAACCGACGCUGCUGACUUCUUGCCAUUGGAAGGUGGUCCUGCGCGUAAGUUGCCGGAGCAGCAGGUGCGUGAAGAUGCUGCCACAGUUCUAUACAUUGGUCGCAUACCGCACGGCUUCUACGAGGAGGAAAUUGAAGGCUUCUUCGGCCAAUUCGGCACUAUCAAGAGAUUGAGAAUCGCCAGGAACAAGAAGACAGGAAAGUCGAAGCAUUAUGGUUUCAUCGAGUUCGAGUCUCCUGAGGUGGCUAAAAUCGUAGCUGAGACUAUGCAUAAUUAUCUAUUGGCUGAGCACCUGCUGCAAGUCCAACUUGUUCCUCCAGAGCGUGUUCAUCCUAAACUGUGGAGAGCUUUUAACUACAGAUAUAAGCCGCUAGAUUGGGUCCAGAUGCAGCGACAGGAACAUAACAAGGAAAGGACAUUGGACGAGCAUAGGAAGUUGGUGGAAGGAAUUAUUAAACGCGAUAGUAGGCGGAGGAAAAGGAUAGAGGCAGCUGGAAUUGAUUAUGAGUGCCCAGAAAUCGUCGGGAGCAGCCAACCAGUGCCUAAGAAGAUUAAAUUCGACGAGGGUUAGCCUCUCCAUGAGGCAGGACAAUUUUGUCUUACUAGCUUAUGUAUUAGUAAACAAGGGGAUGAUCAACUCUUUCGAUGUUUUCUAAUUGCUAGAUAUAUAAAAUAGCUUAUGAGCUAUAUUAAAAUUUGCUUCCCUUGUACUGUUGAUUCACCUGGCCUGUGACCAAGCUGAUUCGCAUGUGGAAUCUUUUGAGGGUGAAUUGAUUUAUUACACAAUUCACAGCAUGAGGAAAUCAAGGCUAUAUGAGUAUCAGGGGAA
Molecule: messenger RNA, 1077 nt
Organism: Punica granatum (pomegranate)
Lineage: Eukaryota; Viridiplantae; Streptophyta; Magnoliopsida; Myrtales; Lythraceae
Source: RefSeq, a predicted model, not a curated record